Ilex paraguariensis (yerba mate) is the source of this 1076-nucleotide messenger RNA. The record is from the annotation of a GenBank genome assembly. NCBI's taxonomy places the organism in Eukaryota, Viridiplantae, Streptophyta, Magnoliopsida, Aquifoliales, Aquifoliaceae.
AUUGAAUAAAUUUAAUUUUUAAUUAGUGAAUAUAAAUGGGGUGAGUUUAAUAACUAAAAGAGUGAGUAUAGAUAAGAUGAACUUAAUAGUUUAAAAUAAAAUGAUUAAAUGAGGUAAAAAAUGAGAUUUAAGAGGUGCCCUUUAAAGUAUAAGGAAGAAAAGUGUUCCGGGUGAAACCACAUGAAGGCAUUGCAGAGUUUGAACGGGGUAAAAUUGUAACUUUAUGGCACAGGUAUUGUUGGAAAACGGCAUAUACAACAUAUUUCUUCCCUGGGGGAAAGCUUCGGGCUGCUCCAGCAAUUUGGAUAAAGCUUCGGGCUGUUCCAGCAAUUCGGAUGAACCAUCCACAGCACGUAUGAGUGUCCAUUUAAUUCAAAAUCGUAAGAUUCACGGAUUCAACAUGAGUUGUGUGUACGGGGUAAAAAAAUAUGAUUGGUUCGGUGCAGGAAGUAUUAAAAUUGAAGUCUAUAAUAGGCGCAAGAAGAUUUGUCACUACUAUCCAAUGUUUACUGGAAUUCCAGAACCAAACGAAUAUAUCAUCUGGUUAAGUCAUUGGAAGCUCAAAGAGUUGAAUCGGUGGAAACAGUUUAGUGAGUUCGAACCUGGUGAUGAAUUAAAUUUUCGGAUUGAAAUACGUGCUUCGGAGGUAAAAGAGUUCAAAAUCAAUCCUAUAUACUAUGAGCAUGAAGAGAAGAAUGAUGAUGAGCAUGAAGAAAAGAAUGAGCAAUCAAUCAUUGAAGAUAUGCUUGGAUCUACAUCACCAUUUGGGGACACCACAUUUGUCGAACCAAUGAAUGGUUCGGAGGUAAAUGAGGUCAAAAACAGUUCAGUGUGCAAUGUGCAGGAAAGGAAUGAUGCCCAAUCAAACCGUGAAGAUAUGCAUGGACUUCCCCAAAAAAGAAGAAGAUAUGCUUAGACUUCAUCAGAAUAUUAGGGCACCACAUUUCGUUAUUGUUUUCUUCAAUUAUCCAAGCGACUUUGGAUUGCUAUGAACAUCAGUCUUUGUAGUUUGUAGCAUUUAGCAUUAAAGGGACAGAAAAUUGUGUUCGGCCUCGCCACUGCCACAGUCUCUUCAA